Molecule: messenger RNA, 198 nt
Organism: Suillus paluster
Lineage: Eukaryota; Fungi; Basidiomycota; Agaricomycetes; Boletales; Suillaceae
Exons: 1
Source: RefSeq, a predicted model, not a curated record
GAAUGGUGCAAGUCCCAAGCAAGAGCAAUGUGCUGGGCAGAGGAGAUAGAAUUGUUACAGGAGGAGAUGCAAAGGGUGCUACAGUUUUUCAAUUGGCAAGCCAACUGGUGGGACAAGCAGCAGGACCAACUCGUCUGUGAGACAGUGGCUCAACAUGAGGGCUUGAUAGCAUAUGCUAACAAACAGGCACACAUUUGA